CUCUGAAAACACAAAGCAUCCACCGAGACUCAGUUCCCGCACCGCGUCGUUUGCGUUCGCUUCGCUGAUACUCGAGCUGGUUAUACACUGUGAACGGAAUAAUAGUUUUCAUAGAAUAUCUAUUUAUUUAUAAUGGACUGAUAAAAAUUGAUAAGGAAGCAAAGAAAGAAAGAAGAAUGAUGAUAUAGUUCUAAUACAUUUCAAUCGAUACUGUAACGACUAUGUUCCUGUGGACGCUGAUUAGCUUGAAUUUUUUAACGGUUUCAGUAUUAUGCUUAAACGCAGGAAGCGCAGAUAACAGCGGCUGGAGUUUUGCUCCCACACAAUACCACAUUCAGACAGAUGAAGGUCCCGAAAGACACUUUCGUUUCCAAACAUUAAAUGGACAAUACAGAAAGGAAAAGAGAUUAGUUGAUGGUACUGUCAUUGGCACAGAGGGCUGGCUAGAUCCCCUUGGAUACUUACGCCUUAAAGAUUACGUAGCUGAUAGUAAUGGAUUUCGUAUAUUGAGGUCUAAAAUGGUAUACGUGGGUAAAGACAGACCUAUUUACGAUGCAGUAGCGGAAACGAAACGUGCUCCUCCUCAAACUGGAAUUCUUGUGAACCCAACGCGACCACCAAAUCCUUUCAGGCAUUGGAAACCGAAUAGCGUUGCUCCGAUACUUGAGAACGAUAUAAACUCCGAUUUUUACGACAGUACAACGAUCCGACCCCGUGUAUUUUCGACGAAUUCAAAUAAUCUUUAUGACAGCACGAAUCAAGCAAGCUUUUCAUCUGGAUUACGAAACCUUAGAAACUAUUCUCAGCUUUCGAACAAUCACUACAAUCCUCUGCAACGCUCCGAUAGCGAAGACAAUGCCGGCUACAACAAUUUGAGGAAAAACUUUCAGUUGGCAACGUCCGGUUCCCGGAGCAAUGUUGCACGAUUUCCUCCGUACGAUGGAACACACAGCACUGCCAACGGAUUUCAGUAUUAUUUGAAGCGACAAUACCACGAAGAAGAACAAGAGCCUACCGGAACUAACGUUGGCUCUUUCGGUUACGUCGAUCCGUUUGGCAUCAGAAGAGUAAUUUAUUAUAAAACGGAUCCACACACCGGUGGCUUUCUCCAUCAGAAGAACAACAAAUACGUCGGCCUGAACGGAACACCUUAUGACCCAUCACCGGUCCUUUCAAUAAGAGGAAACGAGAAAUAUACGAACUAGUGUAACCUCGAUGAUUGAAUCAUCGGAAUUACGAUGAAUGUUACGAAGAAAUUGGAAGAUUUCUUCAGUUGUUAACAUUAGGUGCCAUAUUAAGCUAUUCUAUUAUUUAUAAUGUUCCGCUAGUAGUCAAACGUUUGAAAACAUAAGGAAAAUACAAAAGAAUCAUUAGUAUCGCGAAAUUUGUAUGAGGAACUUAUAAUUUAGUUUUGUAAAAUACGUUAAGGCGUAAUGAUAGAUGACUAACAGAAUCAUGACAGCCUAAUGUAUCAUUUAGAUUGUUCGUAUUUACGCGAUAUAUUUACAUUUCCAAUUAAAACAGCAAUAACAUUUCGAUAUUAAUGUACUUGGACGACGACGUUCGUUUUUACUUUUCACUAUGAUGAAGGAAUUCUUGGAGCUUGUUUCAUAUAUGUACAUGUACAUUUUUUUAAAUACUAGCCUUACAAAAUAUUUAUAACUACACAACGAACAUAGAAAAUAAAUUCAAAUAAAAACUCAUAUGUUUAAGUGAAGUUUCUAUUAAAUGUAAAUAUUAAUUCGGCGCCUUUCCGAGAGAAAUUGGUUUGGAUAUCUAACCUGUUAACUGUGGGAUUUAGUUCCAAAAAUCUUUCAUUGUGCACGCAAUAAAAUUAAACG
Nomia melanderi (Alkali bee) is the source of this 1841-nucleotide messenger RNA. RefSeq lists its product as uncharacterized. Gene Ontology annotation, cellular component: chitin-based extracellular matrix. NCBI's taxonomy places the organism in Eukaryota, Metazoa, Arthropoda, Insecta, Hymenoptera, Halictidae. Gene Ontology annotation, molecular function: structural constituent of chitin-based larval cuticle. The record is from RefSeq and is a predicted model, not a curated record.